AUGGCGAUAUCCCACCCGUACCCUACCCACUACCAGAUAGGCCGCCCCGUCUACAGCGGCCCUCCUCCGUCGCCACCGAUGGAACACACAAAGUGCACGCUUCCUUCCAUCUCCAACCUCAUCGGUCUGGCUGAUGCUGGGUCCCCCACGCACGAGCACCCUCCUCACAUGGUCUCCCAGCCUCAGCCUCAGCCUCAGCCUCGCUCCCCCCGACGCCUAUCCGCAGGAAGGAGGUCGGAGAGCCGUCCUAGCUCGGGAUACGCCUCGGCAUUUCCCCACCACCCUCGGGGCUUCCCUCCCUCGCCGCCGAUGAGCACCGACACCUCUCUCGAGUCCAGCUCACCUCCGUGCCAGAAGUCGGCUCCCGCUGCCGCUGCCGCUCGCUACGUUCCUCACCACCACCACAACGCCUCGGCACCGGCGGGAUACCACCACGAGACGACGCCUCCGCUCGAGUCGGAUGCUCACCACCAGCACCACCACCACCAGCGCCACUACUCGCACCCCGUGCAGCACCACGACCGCCGCAGCCCGUCGAUGGCCGCGCCCGCGUCUCCCCACCCCCAACAGCAGACCGGCAGCUACUUUCCCCCCCAGACGGCGGCACCGCGUCCGGGACCCGGUCUGGCAUAUCAGCGCCCCCUGCCGCAGUCGUUCCCUCCUGCACCUGCCGCCAGCGUCCCCGUGGCGGCUCCGGCCGCCGCCCCGUCGCCGUCGGCGGCCACGUCGCCGGGCGCCAUCUCGUGGCAGCACCACCACUACCUCAACCCGGCGCCGGGACACCUCUUCCCGCAGAGCCAGGACAGGUACAUCUGCCAGACGUGCAACAAGGCCUUCAGCCGGCCCAGCAGCCUGCGCAUCCACAGCCACUCUCACACGGGCGAGAAGCCGUUCAAGUGCUCCCAGGCCGGGUGCGGCAAGGCCUUUAGCGUGCGCAGCAACAUGAAGCGUCACGAGCGCGGCUGCCACAGCGAGAACAAUAUGAAGAAAUAUUAA
Messenger RNA from Geosmithia morbida, 996 nucleotides. Its product is annotated as Zinc finger, C2H2 type. Gene Ontology annotation, biological process: regulation of transcription by RNA polymerase II. The record is from RefSeq and is a predicted model, not a curated record. Gene Ontology annotation, molecular function: RNA polymerase II cis-regulatory region sequence-specific DNA binding; DNA-binding transcription factor activity, RNA polymerase II-specific. Gene Ontology annotation, cellular component: PcG protein complex; transcription regulator complex. The coding region runs from base 1 to 996 and encodes 331 amino acids. The transcript has 2 exons. NCBI's taxonomy places the organism in Eukaryota, Fungi, Ascomycota, Sordariomycetes, Hypocreales, Bionectriaceae.